AUGAUUAUAUUCAUUCUAUGUAGAAAAAUUGGAUCGGGUCACUGGUGUUCAUGUUGUCUUCAAGGUUUUUUACUUGGUUCUCUAUUAGCUGGACUAGUAUUGGCUAUUGUAAUCACACUUUGGCUAACGUCGGGAAAAACAACUACUAAUUCUAUUAUAGAAGCUCGACAACUUCAUCGACAGCUAGCUGGACAACUUCAUCAACAACUAGCUCGACAACUUCAUCAACAACCACAUCGACAACCUCAUCGACAAGUAGCUCGACAACUUCAUCGACAACCACAUCGACAACCUCAUCUACAACUACCACUGAAACUCCAACGUGUUCGCGCAACGUGGUUAUGGGAUACAAAUGGUGAAACAGUAGCUGGUCUGAGUGGCUCGCCAGGUAGUAACUCCAGUCAAUUAGAUUCACCAUGGAAUAUCUAUGUUGAUCCAACAAAUGGUACUCUUUAUAUUGCCGAUUCUCAAAAUCAUCGUAUUCAGCGAUGGCUGACAGGAGCAACAAGUGGCACAACAAUUGCUGGUACCGGCAGCCCAGCAGGAUUGACAGUUUCAUCAAGCUGGGUUUCUCAUGGUUCCUUGUGGGGAGUUCAAGUCGUUAAUAAUGCGAUAUAUGCUUGUGAUAAUUCUAACUCAGCUAUAUGGAAAAAUGGAUCAGCAGUAGCUGGUAAUCAAGGAACAGGAGCCGGUGCCACUCAACUUAAUUUACCACAAGGCUUUGCUGUUGACACAUCGAUCACCGUAGGUACUGUUUAUGCCGUAAAUUCACAACAGCAUACAAUAGUAAAAUGGUCAGCUGGUGCUGCACAAGGAACUGUAGUGGCAGGUGUUAACGGCAUAGCUGGGAUUGAUUCGACCCAUCUCAAAUAUCCUGUUUCUAUUAAACUUGAUUCGUAUAAUAAUAUGUUUGUCGUAGACAACAAUAACCAUCGUAUCCAACUUUUCUGUCAAUAUCCAAUAGUCAAUACAACAGCACGUACUAUUGUUGGCACUGGUGUAAUGGGACAGACAUCUCAAACACUCUAUUUUCCAGCAGGAAUUGCUCUAGAUGCAUCACUUAACUUGUAUGUUUCAGACACAAGUAAUCAUCGUGUACAAAAAUUUCGACGUCUUCUCUAA
Molecule: messenger RNA, 1122 nt
Organism: Rotaria sp. Silwood2
Lineage: Eukaryota; Metazoa; Rotifera; Eurotatoria; Philodinida; Philodinidae
Source: the annotation of a GenBank genome assembly